This is a messenger RNA of Amborella trichopoda, 2042 nucleotides long. The record is from RefSeq and is a predicted model, not a curated record. NCBI's taxonomy places the organism in Eukaryota, Viridiplantae, Streptophyta, Magnoliopsida, Amborellales, Amborellaceae.
UUCUACCAUUUUAGGGCUCUAUUCUUCUUCUCAAGCUCAAGAUUUUUGGCCCUCAAUCUCUCACGAGGUCUCUCUUCCUCAUUUCCAUCACCUCAUCAGAUCUUUGAGCUUGAAGACAAAAUAUUCCUAGUAAUGGAGUUUUGUAUUGGGGGUGAUCUUGCUGCAUACAUUCAACACCAUGGAAGAGUUGCAGAGGACAAUGCUAGGCACUUUAUGAGGCAUUUAGCUUUAGGGUUACAAGUUCUUCGUGCAAACAAUCUUAUCCAUAGAGAUUUAAAACCACAGAAUCUUUUGUUGUCAUCAAAUAAUGAAAACCCAGUGCUAAAGAUUGGAGAUUUUGGUUUCGCCAGGCAUCUGCAUCCUCAAGGAUUGGCAGAAACGUUGUGUGGUUCACCUUUAUAUAUGGCUCCCGAAAUAAUUCAGAACCAAAAAUAUGAUGCAAAGGCAGAUUUGUGGAGUGUCGGUACAAUCCUUUUCCAGCUAUUGACAGGGAAACCUCCAUUUGAAGGAAAUAACCAAUUUCAGCUUUUCCAGAACAUAUUGAAGUCUACUGAUUUGCAGUUUCCACCAGAUGUUAUUAGGAACCUACAUCCUGAUUGCAUUGAUAUGUGUAGAAGCCUUUUACGUCGUAAUCCAGUUGAGCGAUUAACAUUCGAGGAGUUCUUCAAUCACAAAUUCUUGGCUCUUAGGCCAUUGCAGGUUCUCCAGCAUCAGGCACCAAUAACAGAAGACAUGCCUCCAGUUACACAUGUAGUGGGGUCUGCAGUGGACUUGGCACCAUCCACCUCUUUGGAUAUGUCUGAAGGGCAUCCUUCUUCACCUAUAAAAGUGAGGUCAUUAAAUGUGGAGCACUCAGAAAGUGGCAGUGCCCCUAAAGGACUUUUAGUUACAGCCACAUCAAAUGUUGACUCUUUGGAGAGCAUCGAGCAAGACUAUGUUCUGGUGAAUGCGCAUAUUUCCUCAUUGGAGAUUUCCAGUUCUUAUGGGACUUCAGAACAAUAUCUACUUGCUGCCCAGCUCCAUAGAUGUGGACGGACUAAGGGUGUAGCCUCUGCACCAUUGCAAAUUGAAGAGCAAAGUGUUAGCUCUGUAUGUGGUAUCAGUAAUCUGGGAAGCCAUGGUUUGCCCCCAUCAGCAACAUCUGAAUCAUCAACAUAUCAAGCAUUGACAUUUGGAACAUCAACUGAAUCAGAUGAUGUGCAUGAACCAUCAACUUUGCCACCUUUGAAGAGGAUCCAGUUAUUGUACAAGUACGCUCACCUUCUUUCAGAACUAGCAAGGCAAAAGACUGAAGAAGGGUUGUGUCAAGGGAAAAUGCAGUUGCAUCGAGAAGCUUUUGUGGUUCAUCUUGUAGCCUUGAAGGUAUGGACAAAAUGUAACAAUGCAUCCAAAUCCUGGGCUGAGUCACUUUCAAAGGGAGAAUCCAUCAAGAAUGCUUUGGCUCGUGAAGCUUCUCAAGCCCAUGAAGGCGGAAGCUCACUUAUCGGAAAAGCACAAAAUGAAGGGGGAUCCUCGUCUUUAAGCAUGCACAAGGAUGUGGAUUUCAGCAGCCCUGCAUCUGUGUGCUUAUGGGUGAGGCAGGGAUUAAUUGAGGCAAUUACUCGAGCUGAAGAGGCUGGCAAUUACGUAAAGAAUGAUGAUGACAAGAUGCCAGAUGGUAUGUUUAUUAUUUAUGAAGCUGCACAAGAUGCUGGGGCAAAGGGUGGGGGUUAUGAGAUGCUGCAAGACAUGAGCAACGCAGUAGCAUCCUACUCGAAAGCCAUAAGUUUAUUUAGAUUCAUUGUGAAAGAAGCACCUUCCCUGCCAUUGAGACCACGCUUUUCUUUAUCUGUUUCUGAGCAGCAGAGAAUUCAUGUGUACAUAGAUAAACUAAAGGAACGCUAUGACUACAUUUCAAGACUUAUAGAAGCUCAUAAAUAAUGAUACUUAUGCCAUGGUGUGUAUAUUACAAUGGCAAAAUGAUUUAUUUUUUUUAGCUACAGAAAUGUGCUUGACAUGGACUAAUAUAAAUCAAUGCAGUUACAAAUGGAUUUUCUUUGACA